This is a messenger RNA of Microcebus murinus (gray mouse lemur), 4465 nucleotides long. It is a transcript of the gene MOB1A, whose product is annotated as MOB kinase activator 1A. The record is from RefSeq and is a predicted model, not a curated record. NCBI's taxonomy places the organism in Eukaryota, Metazoa, Chordata, Mammalia, Primates, Cheirogaleidae.
GGUGCGCCAAGCCCCUCUCAGCUAGGCGGGGCUGAACCUUAGCUCGCGAGAUUUUGCUGGUUCCGCAUUUUGGGUCUGCGAGGUGGGGGAGGCGGGCACAGCGGGCGCCGGGGUGUACACUGCCUGUUAGCGGCUCAGGCUCCAGCUCGGAACGGCGGCGGCCCGGCUUCCGCUGUCAGCGAGCUGAGGACCGUCCUCUCCUUCUCGCCGGCUCCGAAUCCUGACGGGGGUGGGGGCCAGCGGCCCCUCCCCUCCCCUCUGAGGACCGAAGAUGAGCUUCCUCUUCAGCAGCCGCUCUUCUAAAACAUUCAAACCAAAGAAGAAUAUCCCUGAAGGAUCUCAUCAGUAUGAACUCUUAAAACAUGCAGAAGCAACUCUAGGGAGUGGGAAUCUGAGACAAGCUGUUAUGUUGCCAGAAGGAGAGGACCUCAAUGAAUGGAUUGCUGUUAACACUGUGGAUUUCUUCAACCAGAUCAACAUGUUAUAUGGAACUAUUACUGAAUUCUGCACUGAAGCAAGCUGUCCAGUCAUGUCUGCAGGUCCAAGAUAUGAAUAUCAUUGGGCAGAUGGUACUAAUAUUAAAAAGCCAAUCAAAUGUUCCGCUCCAAAAUAUAUUGACUAUUUGAUGACUUGGGUUCAGGAUCAGCUUGAUGAUGAAACUCUUUUUCCUUCUAAGAUUGGUGUCCCAUUUCCCAGAAACUUUAUGUCUGUGGCAAAGACCAUUCUAAAGCGUCUGUUCAGGGUUUAUGCCCAUAUUUAUCAUCAGCACUUUGAUUCUGUGAUGCAGCUGCAAGAGGAGGCUCACCUCAACACCUCCUUUAAGCACUUUAUUUUCUUUGUUCAGGAGUUUAAUCUGAUUGAUAGGCGUGAGUUGGCACCUCUUCAGGAAUUAAUUGAGAAACUUGGAUCCAAAGACAGAUAAACGUUUCUUCCAGAACACAGUUAUCCUCUUGCUUCAUCUCCUGCUAGAGCUAUUUCAUUGCUAUCUGUUAUAGAUUAGUGAUAACAAACUUUAAGAAAACAGGAUAAAAAGGUACAUUGUCUACUGAUAAAAUUGUCCCAAAGGUAGGUUGGCCUAAUUGCUUCAGAGUGAGACCUUUAAGGACACAGCCAAAUCUGAGGCGCACUGUGUAACUACUCUGUUAUCGUCACAGAGUCAUACUUGGUUGUAAUAUGUGAUGACUAGCCUGUAGUAUAUGUUUACUUAUGAUUCUUUUACUCAAGAAAAUGAUUUGAGUCUGUUUCAGGUGAUGGCAUACUGGAUGUUAAGAAUUUCCACCAAUUAUUUAUUAAUAAGUUUCCAGAACAAAUUUCCUAAUAACAAAAUCAGAUCAAUUUUAUUUUAUUUUACAGAUAGAAAAGGUAUUUUCAAGACUCCUUAAGAUUUAGAAUGUUUGUGUAACUUUGGAUAACCUUUUAGUUUUAAGUUUGUAUGUUAGUGUUUUUAUGGAUAAGAUAUACAUAUAUUUUUUCAAAAUCCAUGAUUGCAGCUUAAAUCAUUAUAUGGCAUAUGUGGAAUGAGAGUAACCAAAGUUAUUUUUAAAGUGACUUUCACAUCUAUCUAAAUUAUUAGGAGUGUAUGUAUCAGAAGUAAUUUUUUUAUGGCUUCUAAAAAAUCUUACAGGUUUUUAUUUUGAAAGGCUUCAUUCAAGUUAAUUUAAUAUGGAGCUUUUGGCUGAGAAAAAGAAAACUUCCCCCCAAAUAUGACAAACUUAGGCCUCAAAGCCACUAUUUUCAUUCUUUUUUUUCCCCAGAGGCCUUGAAAUUCUGGAUAAGAGAAUGGAACAAAGUAUUGAGAGUCCUUGAUUAUUUUGUUUUCUUUUGUUAAAAAAUUAUUUCUAUGUUUUUAUUGUGAUUUAAGCCUUAGUUAAAAAUAGUGGAGAAAUGCACAAAUUUUAUCCAAAUAAGGAUAAGACUUAAGGAGAACCACAAUAAGAAACCUUGAAGGUUACACUUUGUAACACAGCUAAAGUUUUGGUGUGCUAUGUAUUCUUUAGAGAGAGAGUGUGUGUGUGUGUAUGUUUAUAGGAGACAAAAUGGGAGGAAUAAGUAAAAAAGUCUUGCUUCUGUUAAUAUUCAAAAGAUGGAUUAAGCUCACAUAAGGGCUUUAUCCUAUUUUAAUUGUUUUUGUAUCAAAACUUGAAAUUGUUCUAUUUCUAUUGUGAUAAAAGAAUCUUCCCCAUUAGUGAAGAAAACAUCUAUUUUUCAUUUGGUUCCUUGGAUUUAGUAAACUCUAGCUGGCCAUUUAAAUGUACUAAGGCACAAUAAGUGUACUAGAAGACUUGCCAGACUGGCAAAGCUUUAAGUUCAUGAACAUUCUGUGUUUCAGAGCUGUGGUUUUUGCAAAGUAUUCACCAACCUCCUUGAUGGCUUUGAUAAAGGUUAGGUUUGAUAAGAUUUUUGUUUUGUUUUAUUCCACUAGACCAUGAAGAAAAGAAUUGCUUAGAAACUGUACUUUUAAUAACUCAGUUUCAACAAAUUCUUAAAUAUAUACAUAAUUUUAAGAGAAAUAAAACAUUUAAUCUAAUUUAGGCUAAGCCCAUACAUAAGUGAGGAAUUAGAGUGGGAUAGUCACUUAUGAAAAAAGAGAAAAGCCCUCUAUGAAACAUUCCAAAAUUCAUGUUUUAAGCUUAUCCACAGGUCCAAAAUUCAGCCAUUUCUCUACAUUGAUCAUCUGUGAACAAGAAAGCAGAUUUCUAGAUGCCACCUAGAAUGUAACUGCCUCUCAACUUCAUACUGUUGGCUUUACUUUUUUUUUUUAAGUCUACAAGGAACAAAAUUAUGUUUCUCAACUAGGGUUGUACUUUUAUCAACAUUUCUAAUAUUUCAGAUAGCUUCAAACAAAAGAGUUCUCACUUUUCUCCAUUUAGUUUCAGUGAUGGAAAUCCUCCCUUUCCAAAUCCUCCCUAAGUUCCAGAAUGAACCAAAGAUGAUCAUAUUCUAGGACAGUAGUAAAGGCAGCUUAUAGAACAGGACAUAAAUCAAAAACCUGUUGCUAUUUUGAGGCUCAGAAUGUCCUUUUUUAAAAAAAUAAAACAUUAUCAGGUUCCCAAGCCAAUCUGAUAUAAGUAACAGUGCACCUAACAUUAGUGUUAAUAUUAUUUGUUUACUUCUAAGGCCAGGGAGUAGAGGGCAGGAGGAGAAUUGGAGGAAGGGGAGAGAAGAGAAAGUGGAUGGUGCCUUUCAGGCUGGAGGGCCAACCUUCGAUAAGAGUUUGAAGAACUCAAUCUUUUUGUUCGGUUUUGAUUUCUCUCCCCAUGCCCAGGAUCUGCUGUUCACAGCACUUUCUCCUUGCCCUCCUAAUCAGAAGUCAGCUCCUCUCAGUGUCUGCGCUCUGCUCCUCAUACAUGCUCACAAUCAUGGGAUGGAGAGUGCCAGCUAAAUUAGGCAGUUGAUCCUAUGGUGCUUUGAUUUUCAGGCGUUUUAAAAAACUUGGGCAAUGAUGUACAGAUUUUUGUUUAAAUAUUCAAACUUUCCUAAACUACACUUUUUGUAUUGGCAGCCAAAUAUAUCCUUUAUUCUUUUUCAGAUUGUGAAUAAAGUGAUUAUUAGAGGGCUGCCACCUAACAAAGUAUUUCCUUUCAUCUUAGAUUUGUAGAGCCCUAACUCAUGUAGUUGCUUACUUGAGAAAUGCAAAUCUGUACUCACCAUGAUUUUGAUAACAAAGUUUUUCGAGUAGUUCAGAGGCAAGAGAAACAAUCCUGGUGGUGAUACUAACUUUUGCAGAUGUUGUAGUUUUCUGAUUUUACUGUUGGCCGCCUUUCUGAGCAAUGAGAUUUUACUAGAAGUAGAGCUCAAACAUGAUAUCAUUACCUCAUAAGCUUUAACAAAUUGGGCCCAAAGAAUAUGAGUCCUAGAAAGUUCUUUCUAAGCAGCUCCAGUGAUGGCGCUGGUGCUACUGCUGCCUUGUCACAGAAGGCUGUCUUCUAUUAGUGUGAAACCCUGGCCUGAAAAAUGCCGGCCUGGACAACAAACAUUGAGCCCUUCAACAGGCAAAUUAUUUCCUCCUGAGAUCAUUUCAGUAAGUGGAUUUGGUUUCUACUAUUGUAGAAUUCUGGCAAAGAGGGAAGCAUUCAGUUUUGAUUCAGUAUUGUAAAAGGCUUUGGGGGACAAUACUCUGUGUGGUAGCAGUAAUUUUACUGAUGCAACUGUAUUGAAAUUCACUUCAUCUCUCAUUAUCAGAUUAUAUUCCAAACAAGUAUUCUGUAAAUCCAGAUGGAUUACCAGUUUGUUAUAGACUUAUUAUAGAACAACAUUCUGUUUGGUCUACAUCAAAAAUAGUUUGCAUAAGUUAGUCUUGGUUACCAUCUAAAAUAUUUUUAAAUGUUCUUUACAUAAAAAAUUUGUGUUGUAUUUUUAAACCUUUAGGGGCUUUAUCUAUUUUUCUAAGUCAGUUAACUGUACUUUUAAAAAAAAGUAUUUUGUAUCUACUUUUGUAACUUCAUCAGAAUAAAAUAUAUUGAAA